Messenger RNA from Daldinia vernicosa, 971 nucleotides. RefSeq lists its product as uncharacterized. The transcript is spliced from 3 exons. Lineage: Eukaryota; Fungi; Ascomycota; Sordariomycetes; Xylariales; Hypoxylaceae. The record is from RefSeq and is a predicted model, not a curated record. Gene Ontology annotation, molecular function: proton transmembrane transporter activity. Bases 104 to 625 code for a protein of 173 amino acids. Gene Ontology annotation, biological process: proton motive force-driven ATP synthesis.
CCUGCAAAACGUCGGAGUUCUUCGGCUGGGAUACAGCAGCAACAUCCACUACGAAUUGCUUCACAUCUCCACUCCUUACCUUUUUCCUCAACACAUUACCAAAAUGGCCGCACGAAGCGCAGCCCUCAAGCUCGACUGGAUCAAGGUCACCUCCUCGCUAGGUCUGCGCGGACAGACCGUUGCAGGUCUACAGGCCUUCAAGCAGCGCAACGAGAAUGCUCGCCGCAAACUGCAGGCUCUGUCCGAACUCCCGACGACCGUCGACUUCGCGUAUUACCGAUCUGUGCUCAAAAACCAGGCGGUCGUCGACGAGAUCGAGAAGCGUUUUACUGCCUUCAAACCCGCCCAGUACGACGUCGCUCGCCAGCUCAAAGCCAUCGAGGCUUUCGAGAUCGAAGCUAUCAAGAACGCCCAGAGUACCAAGGAGAAGGUCGAUCUAGAACUCAAGGACCUCGAGGCUACGCUGAAGAACAUCGAGACCGCUCGCCCCUUCGAGGAACUUACUGUCGAUGAGGUUGCUGCUGCUGAGCCCUCGAUCGAUGAGAAGACGGCUAAGUUGGUGUCCAAGGGCCGCUGGUCCGUUCCGGGAUACAAGGAGAGAUUCGGCGACCUUUCCGUACUAUAGACAGCUUGUGCAGCAUAGCAACCAGAAUUGCAUUAGCGCUCUCUUUCCCUCGUGUACUCUAGCAUUGUAGAUAGGAAAGUUGGGAAGAGGCUGAGAAAGUGGAAUUAUAAACAUUGUUAAUCAAAUUCUACACGUGUGCGUGGUUGUGUUUGUGCUUAGGCAGGUGGUAUACUCCCUAUUGUGAAGUAUCCAUCCAUCCGACUUCGAAACCGCUUGCCCGAGGGAGGUACUAGUAUGUAGUUCUAGCUACUUGGUACUAGAGUCUGCUUAGAUUCGAGGCGAAGUUGGUGAAUGGCAUGACUUAGUUAACUCUAUCGGCCUAUCAUCAAGACAGUUUUAUCCUAUA